AUGGCGAAGAGUCCUCGCACGGUUUCCCGAUCCCACGAGCCCCCACAGCAGCGAGCGCUGAGUGGCGAAGGCGGCGUCGAGGACACGCCGCACCGGCCCAGGACGAGCGCCAGCAGAAAGAGCAGAGCCGAGUCGACCAAGACUGCAGGGUCGUCGAGGUCCAAGUCACGCAGGGCCGCGGCGGCAGCCCUCGAGGGCGGGUCCGCCGGAGCCGCCGUGCCCGUCCAGGUCGAGCCCGCCACGCGAACCCGCAACCUCUCGAGCCGCAGCCACGUCCCCUCGCUGACAUCCAACGCCUUCUUCCGCCCCAUGAGCUCGCAGCAGCUGCAGGCCCACCGCGGGACCAACCGGCCGCCCACCAUGUCGCGCCCGCCCACCGAGCCUCUCAACAUCAGCCUCGACGACGGUGCCACCGACAUCGGCGGUCCCGGCCCCAUGAUCCGUCACAGCCUGUCGUCGAACCCGCAGCUCGGCGAGGGCGAUGCCGGCCAGCAGCAGCAGCAGCAGCAGCCUCCGUCGAGGGGCACUGACGCCACUAACGAGCAGGACCGCUUCACCUUCAACACCAGCCCCACGGGCAACUACGCCGCCGGGGGCAGCCAGGCCGACAGCGUCCGCCCCCUGCACAAGAACUCGGACGGAGGGGGCAACCAGCACAACCUCCGCGUCGACGUCGACACGAGCUACCGCGACUUUGGGAGGAACGGGAUCCCCAGCCCCGUCAAGUCCCCCCGCUCGCUGCGUUCGGGCUUCCUCCUGUCGGGCAGGGAUACGGGCUCCGGCCGUGCCGAGAAGCUGUCGUCCGGCGCGUCGUCGCCCGAGAUGAGAGGCCGCUCCGGCACGCUGGGAACGCCGGACCGGCAUCCCACCACGCUGGCGGGUGGGUCGAGCUCCGGCGCGGACCGGGGCAUCGGCAAGGCGAGCGUGUGGGAGUACUUUGACGGAAACACGCGCUUCUUCCUCGGUGGAAGGUGGCAGAACACCCGAGGACGGCCUAUCAACAUCGCCACGGGGCUGGCUAUCCUGGUGCCGUGCGUCCUGUUCUUUGGCGGGUCGGCACCCUGGCUGUGGCGCAACGUCUCGCCUGCCAUUCCCAUCGUCUUUGCCUACCUGGCCUACGUCUGCGCCUCAUCCUUUAUCCACGCCUCCGUGUCGGAUCCUGGGAUCCUGCCGCGAAACCUCCACCACUUCCCACCCAUCAGCGACGACGACCCGCUGCAGAUCGGCCCGGCCACCAACGACUGGACACUCGUCAAGUCUGCCGAGUCGCGCACGGCGGCCAUGGAGGUGCCGGUGAAGCACUGUAGGACGUGCAACAUCUGGCGCCCGCCGCGCGCGCACCACUGCCGGAUGUGCGACAACUGCGUCGAGACGCACGACCACCACUGCGUGUGGAUCAACAACUGCGUCGGGAAGCGCAACUACCGCUACUUCUUCGCCUUCGUCGCCUCGGCCACGGCCCUGUCCCUGUACGCCAUGGCCACCGGCCUGGUGCAGCUGCUCGUCUACGCCAGCCGCGAGGACGUGUCCUUCGGAGAGGCCGUCGAGCACUUCAACGCGCCGCUGGCGCUCAUCAUCCUCUCGGCCCUGUGCCUGCUGUACCCCGCCGCCCUGACGGGGUACCACGUCUUCCUCAUGUCCCGCGGCGAGACGACGCGCGAGUACAUGAACUCGCACAAGUUCGCCAAGGGCGAGCGCUUCAGAGCCUACUCGCAGAAGAGCGUCUGGAGGAACAUCCUCGCCGUCCUCUGCAGGCCCCGUUCCCCCACCUACUAUCGCUUCAAGAGCAGGUACCACCUCGGUGACCAGAGGCUGGGCCUCACCCACCGCAGCCAGAGGUCCAAGGAGGGUGCCCAGGGCAUGGAAAUGCACAGCGUCAACACCACGCAGCAGAGCAACCAGCAGUUUCAGGGUCCCAUGACCCUGAGGCAGGAGUCGAAUCACUACCAAUGA
Molecule: messenger RNA, 1953 nt
Organism: Geosmithia morbida
Lineage: Eukaryota; Fungi; Ascomycota; Sordariomycetes; Hypocreales; Bionectriaceae
Exons: 3
Coding region: 1-1953 (650 amino acids)
Biological process (GO): protein targeting to membrane; peptidyl-L-cysteine S-palmitoylation
Cellular component (GO): endoplasmic reticulum; Golgi apparatus
Molecular function (GO): protein-cysteine S-palmitoyltransferase activity
Source: RefSeq, a predicted model, not a curated record